This is a messenger RNA of Trichoplax adhaerens, 1521 nucleotides long. RefSeq lists its product as uncharacterized. The transcript is spliced from 8 exons. NCBI's taxonomy places the organism in Eukaryota, Metazoa, Placozoa, Uniplacotomia, Trichoplacea, Trichoplacidae. The record is from RefSeq and is a predicted model, not a curated record. Gene Ontology annotation, molecular function: RNA binding. The coding region runs from base 1 to 1521 and encodes 506 amino acids.
AUGGCUACUACACCGGCAUCAGGCAAGAAAUCCAAAAAAAUGAAAGGCAAAACGGUCAAUUUGACCGAGUUUCUUGCUGAUGGAAAUGAUGGCAAAGUUGCCAAUAUUCUAACACAACGAAAAACCAGUGAUUGGUCUGAAAAAGACGAUUCCCGUGGUUAUGAAGAUAGGCGGAGUCAGCCCACCAUUGAUACAUCCAUGCUACCAACAGCUCCAAAAGCUGCUCGUGCCUUGGCUGGUAUCGAUAGGAGUAGACUUCCUACUAAGCCACCUUUUACUGCUUACAUUGCUAAUCUUCCUUAUGAUGUGACUGAAGAAGAUAUUACUCAAUUCUUCAAGGAUAGCAAGGUAAACUCUGUUCGCUUACCCAAAGGCACAACGGAUGGUAGACCAAGAGGAUUUGGAUAUACCGAAUUUGAAGAUUUAGAAUCACUAGUUAAUGCGAUGUCACUAAAUGAUCAGUUACUGAAAAAUCGUAAAAUCCGUGUGGAUAUUGCUGGAGGUGAUAAUGACAGAAAUAAUUUCAAUGACAGAGGGAGUAGAGGAUCACAUCAUGAUAGAUACGAUCGUGGUGAACGAAGCACCGAUAGCGAUAAUUGGAGACGCGCCGGACCACCAACAGAGGACUUUCGAUCGAAUAGGAGACAAUAUGAUCGUGACGAUGACAGAUUUGCUGGUGUUGGUAGUCGAUACAAUGAUGGAGGGAGCAGUUUUCGCGGAAGAGAAGAUCGAUUUGGUAGUGGAAACCGUAGAUAUAAUGAUUUUGAAUCUUCCGGACGCGGAAGAAGAAACUACGAUAGAGGUGGUUUUGGAGGUAGAUCUUCACGAUAUAAUGGGGAUGACGGGAAAAGACGUGGCUUUGAUAAUUUUAGAUCAUCCAGAUUUGAAAAUGGAGACGAAAGACGUAAUUAUGAUGUUGAUAAUGUAGAUGGUGGUAGGCAAUCAAGGGAGGACAAUGAUUCUGUGAGAAGAGAUACAGAAAGAGCUGAAAGUAGCGAUAACACUAAGCAGGGCGAUUACGAAGAAAAGAAAGAGAAAGAUGCACCACAAAGACGGGCACUCAAUUUGAAACCUCGAUCAAAACCUAUAGAAAAUAAAGAGGAAGAAGUCAACCGUUCAUCGUCAAUCUUUGGUUCAGCCAGGCCGGUUGAUACGGCAGCCAAAGAGCGAGAAAUUGAAGAACGCUUAGCUGUUGCUAAAGAUCAGACGAGUAAAGACGAUGAUCAGGAAGCAGCUGAUAAGACAACAAGUGCAGAUCAAGAUCAGGACGAUGAUAAUAGUCGAGAUGACAAAAGUAGCGAUAAACGAUAUGGAUUCAGCAGUGAUGGAAACUCCAGAGGAUUUGGUGGUAGAGGUCGUGGCAGAGGAAGUCGAGGAGGUGGUAGGGGUAGGAAACCCUAUAGGCCUGUGGAGCUUAAGAAGUACGAAGAACCACCGAAACCGGUAUUUAGUCAAGAAAGUAAAUUCGCGGCUUUGGUCGGCGAUGAAAGUGAAGGUGAAGAUGAUGAAAGAAAAGAGUAA